AUGGAUGGUGGAGCUCAGCCGGCGGACACCGUGAUGUCGGAGGCGGCGCAACCGCUUCCAGGCCAGCUACCUCAGCUGACUACGGAGCACAUACCGGCGACACUGAGCCACGGCGGGCGAUUUAUCCAGUAUAACAUCUUUGGCAACAUUUUCGAGGUCACUUCUAAAUACAAACCCCCAAUCAUGCCCAUCGGAAAAGGCGCAUACGGCAUCGUAUGCUCGGCUUUGAAUUCAGAGACGAAUGAGUAUGUGGCAAUAAAGAAGAUAGCUAAUGCUUUUGAUAACAAGAUCGACGCGAAGAGGACCCUGCGCGAGAUCAAGCUUCUUCGCCACAUGGAUCAUGAAAACGUUGUGGCAAUCAGAGAUAUAAUACCUCCACCUCUGAGAGUCUCAUUUAAUGAUGUUUAUAUUGCGUAUGAACUUAUGGACACUGAUCUCCAUCAGAUCAUUCGUUCUAAUCAAGCACUAUCAGAGGAGCAUUGCCAGUAUUUCUUGUAUCAAAUACUCCGCGGGUUGAAGUACAUACAUUCAGCCAAUGUUCUGCAUAGGGACUUGAAGCCAAGCAAUCUACUUCUGAAUGCAAAUUGUGACCUAAAGAUAUGUGAUUUUGGAUUAGCUCGGGUCACAUCUGAAACCGAUUUUAUGACAGAAUAUGUUGUUACAAGGUGGUACCGGGCACCAGAGCUGUUGUUAAAUUCAUCUGAUUAUACUACAGCUAUUGAUGUUUGGUCAGUGGGUUGUAUUUUCAUGGAGCUGAUGGACCGGAAGCCAUUAUUUCCAGGUAGAGAUCAUGCGCACCAGUUGCGUCUACUUAUGGAGCUGAUUGGCACCCCGUCAGAGGCUGAGUUGGGAUUUUUGAAUGAAAAUGCUAAAAGAUACAUCCGGCAACUUACUCCUCAUCGCCGACAAUCAUUUACUGAAAAGUUUCCGCUCGUGCAGCCUCUUGCUAUUGAUCUCAUUGAAAAGAUGUUGACAUUUGAUCCUAGACAAAGGAUUACAGUCGAAGAUGCACUGGCACAUCCCUACUUGAACUCACUCCACGACUUAAGCGAUGAGCCUAUCUGCAUGAUGCCUUUUAGCUUCGACUUUGAGCAGCAUGCCCUGACCGAAGAACAGAUGAAGGAGCUGAUUUACCGGGAAUCUGUUGCAUUCAAUCCUGAGUAUCAUCACAUGUGA
Molecule: messenger RNA, 1176 nt
Organism: Fraxinus pennsylvanica
Lineage: Eukaryota; Viridiplantae; Streptophyta; Magnoliopsida; Lamiales; Oleaceae
Source: the annotation of a GenBank genome assembly